Molecule: messenger RNA, 2790 nt
Organism: Betta splendens (Siamese fighting fish)
Lineage: Eukaryota; Metazoa; Chordata; Actinopteri; Anabantiformes; Osphronemidae
Gene: apoa4a
Product: apolipoprotein A-IV a
Exons: 4
Coding region: 1909-2679 (256 amino acids)
Biological process (GO): cholesterol efflux; positive regulation of lipid biosynthetic process; cholesterol biosynthetic process
Cellular component (GO): high-density lipoprotein particle; blood microparticle; extracellular region
Molecular function (GO): phospholipid binding; phosphatidylcholine-sterol O-acyltransferase activator activity; cholesterol binding
Source: RefSeq, a predicted model, not a curated record
GAACAAGAAGAGCAGUGGCUUGAAAGCAGUAGUUUAUUAAACUUGCCUAAAAUGUCUUCUUCUGAUCUACUAUGGUCAAAAGUGAACAAAAGUGGCUCUGGUAUCAAACCUUUGUCCAAUUAAUCAGGUUCAUAGUCUGCUUAAAUAACCACCGUCUGCAUUUGUACAACUUUUAUUAGAUUGGAAAGCUUCCAAUGAGCUUCUGGCCUGAAAAGACAGGUCAGGGUCAGUAAUGAAUCACUUACCACAGGAACAGCUUUAAAUAAACAUGUGACAUCAUAAUCAACAAACAUCAUGAGCUUCCAGAGCCCAACAGGACAGAGAGCAGCUUCUACUCGUCUUCACUCUAAGUGAGCGAUGAGGGACGGAAUCCAGUCUUCAUUAAAGACUUAUCAGUCUUAUUAAGUGAAUAUCUUAAAGAAAGUUUAAUUGCUUUAUUAAUAUUGUUUUACUGUCCUGGGAAAAGAAGAUUUAUUUUAAGAUGGUUCCUUGGUGGGAGUAACUUCAGCUGAGACUCAAGCAGAAAAGUGCCGAAACGCAUUAAAAAAUAUUAAAAUCAAGUGAAUAAAAAUGGGUUUUAAGAUGAGACUUAUAACCCUUCACACUUGGGGCCUGUCUGAUGUGGAGAGUGAGUUUAUUCCACAGCCUUGGUCACCUCUGCUUUUGAACCUGAACUCAGGAACCUCAAGAAGCAGCUGGUCAGUAGAUCUGAGUGGCCAAACGGGAGAGUAUGGGUGUAGUAGUUCAAAAAUAUAAGGCAGCUAAAAUAAAUGUAAUGAAGUAAUGAAGCUUGUGGUGAGGCAUUAUUUUAACAUGUCACAGAAUCAAGCACAACCCUCCCCCAGACAUCACGGCACCCUGCCACAAUAAGAUGUCAGGCAACUAAAGCAAAUAAAGCAGUCACACUGGUGAGCUGAGAUGAAUAAUGAACAUACAGGUCAUCUACCAGUGAAACCAGUGACGACUAGGAUGUUCAAGGCCUAAUUUGGCUCUUUGUGGUUACUUUUCAUAUACAUCAUGAGAAGAACCUCCUUCUGUACCUGAGCUUUACUCCGUAUCUGUCCCUGAGGAUCUACAGGUAGAGCUGGACUCCAGGUCCAAAGGAGCAAAGUCCAGGACUGAGUGUUGUGCUGUUGUUGCUGCAUCGGCAUCAUCACAGCUUUUCACGGGUUAACAACAGAGACAGAGACUCUGAGUGCAGCUCCCCUCACAAAUCUAACACUUCAGUGUUUCAGUCAAACACAUCACGUUCAUAAGUAUCAAAACAGAAAUCUGAAGUUGAACAAAUGUAAACAAACACAAGCUUUAGGCAUGUACACUUUUAUUAUAGCUACAUUACAAAUAAUAUAGAAUUACAGUCAGUUUAAAAUGAAGGCAAUGAAAUGAAAAGUCAAAGCUGCUGCUCAGCUUUGAGGUUUUAUGGUUCGAGAUGUGGUCCAGGACUUUGGAUCCAGUCGUAGCAGGCGACGUGCAGCCUGUCUCUGAUAAGAAGGAGCUAAAGUCUUCAUCUCAGGAGAAACUGCUGAUGAACGUCUCUGCUUUUCAGUGACGCACACAUUAAGUCAGUAACAAAGACAGACUCUGCUGUUUAAAAUGAGGAAUCUUUACUUUUUUUUAAAACAUCUUUCAGCUCAGACGUGGGAAGUUUUCAGACUCAUGCUGUUUCAGUUGUGGCCACAGGUCAACAGGAGAUCAUAAGACGUGAACAAGGAGAUGAACAAGCAGUGACACAGCGUGACGUGGAGUGACAGACGUUACAGGAAUCUGUCCAGCAGGGCAGAUACCGAAGGACUUUACCCUGAGACAUGACUAUAAAACUGUGGAUCCAACCUCUGCACAGCACAAGUCACCAGACACGGAGCUGAAGACACGAGCUGCCUCUCAAAGCAACCAACAACAAAUCCAGCCAUGAAGGUUCUUGUGGUUCUCGCGCUCGCUGUUUUCUCUGGCUGCAACGCCAACCUGCUGUGGCAGGACGCUCCCAAGAGCAACAUGGACACGGUGAGGGAGGCCUUCUGGAACUACGUGGGUAAAGCCACCAUGACCGCUGAGGAGUCCCUGCAGCAGAUCAGAGAGUCUGAGCUGGGCCAGGAAAUCAAUGCCAAGAUCUCUCAGAGCGCCGACACCGUGAACCAGUACAUUGUUGCCCUGCGUGGCCAGGUGGCUCCUCUGACCCAGGACUUCCUCACCCAGUUCUCCCAGCAGACCGAGCAUCUGAAAGCUCGUAUGGAGCAGGACCUGACCACCGUGAGCACCAGCGUGCAGCCUUACGCCCAGCAGCUGGUGGCGAGCCUCGACAAGCAGGUGGAGGAGCUCAAGAGGGAAGCGGCCUCCUACGCAGAGUCCAUGGACCCAGAGGCCCUGAAGGCGGUUCUGCUGCAGAAGAGCCAGGAGCUGAAGGGGCAGGUGGAGAAGAGCGUGAGCGAGCUGCAGACCCAGAUGGUUCCCUACACCGACGACAUGAAGCAGAAGCUGGAGCAGAGCCUGGAGGAGUUUCAGAACAGCGUGAUCCCCCUGACCCAAAGCUUUGAGGCCCAACUGACCCAGAAAUCCCAGGAGAUCCAGCAGAACCUGGCUCCCCUUGGAGAGGAGCUGAAGGCCAAGCUGGACGCCACCGCCCAGGAUGUGCAGGCUCAGCUGGCUGUUCUGUGGGAGUCCUUCACCAAGACCACCCAGUAAACGGACUGUUCCACCGAACCCGCACAGCUCCCCCAUCCUCCACACUCCAAAUAUUUAUUUGAAAUGUACCAAAAGUAUAUUUAAUUAAAUAAAACAACUGACAUGAUGAAA